This is a messenger RNA of Trichobilharzia szidati, 2563 nucleotides long. Lineage: Eukaryota; Metazoa; Platyhelminthes; Trematoda; Strigeidida; Schistosomatidae. The record is from the annotation of a GenBank genome assembly.
GGUAUCAGCGCUUUGUUUGUAAUUGUUUUCAAAAGUCUAUUUUAAUGUUGUAUCAUUGCAGUGACGUAACUCUGGGUGUUCGCUCCAGUCAGCCUGUGUCACCGUUGCUUUUCAAAAUUUCACAAUAGAUGUACAAACCAGGGACUUUGUACAAUUCUUCUUCACUAUAUAAUUAUAUGCACAAAACAUGUCGGAUGAUCAGUCAUUUCCUAUAAAUGCUGACCUUUUUGUAAGAAGAACAUGAAGUUCAUUUCUUCCAAAAUGCCUGCGAUUCGAAAGGCGAAUUCCAUAUUUAUUUCAGCUGUCGCGUUGCUGCUUAUCGCUUACUGGCUACGUGAUAUUUUACGCAAGGACCUGCCUCUGGAUAUAAGUCAGGUGAUAUUUUUUUGAUUACUUUUAUAGUCUUGUAGGUAAUAAGCUCAUUAUCACAUGUGGAGUAUUCUCAUCGACCUCUUCCCCAAAGGAGUCCAGGACCUAAAGUUUUAGUUGGAUUUGGAGGAUGUGUAGACUUGAGAGUUCGCGCACUUUCUCUUUUUGAAAGGAUGAAGUUGUCUGGAUUCGCAAAUAAAACUAGUGACCCCACUAAGCAUCAAAGAAUUGAUAGUAUACAAGAUUUUAUGAAUGAAUUUUACUCCUCUUUUAUUCUUGGUGCGGCUGUUGAGAGGGUGGUUCACAAUGUAACCUUGUUCAAAGAGAUGGUGAAUGAAGCUUCCGAGCUGAUACCUUUCGUUUUACGCAAAAAAUUACUUUCCCCAACUGUAACUGGAUCUCAUCCUUAUGGUUCUGAAAGUUUUGGUACUGGUGCAUCUACAACUCAACCCGUUGCAUGGUGGAGUCUCGGUGGUAAUGCUCCAGUCAUGGCUAGCAGAUUGGCUCGUGAAGGUGCGCAGGUGGCUUUGGCUGCUCGGUUAUCUCAGAGACAAAUAUCUCAUUUACCUUCAGGAGUAAAAGUUUUAAUGGCACCCCCGGAUUUCGGUUUACCUGAUAUUCCUGAAGAAGAUAUUCAUUUGGUUUUGGAAUAUGAAUCAGGAGACAAAUUAGAAGACUCAGUUGCACCACGUGCUAAUCGGUAUAUUCUUGUACAUGAUGUAGAGAAUCCUUUACUUAGUGGUUUAUGGCCGGGAUUACUUGAAACUUGGCAACGUCAUAAUUCUGAAUCUGCUGUUGAAGAGAAAGAGUCUGCAACUAAAAAAGAGGCACCACCUAUACCUGAUUUGUUUGUACUAGGUGGUUUACAAGUAAUGGACAACAUCCUAUCAGUAGAAGAGACUAAAAUAAGGACGUCUCGGAUAAACGAAUUAAAUCUAUUUCUCAGUUCAUUACCAUCGGAAACAUUAAUUCACUUUGAAAUGGCAUCUUAUGUUAAUAAAGAUUUUACAAUGGAUCUAUUAAAAACUGUAUUACCCCAUUCGGAUUCAAUUGGUUUAAAUGAGCAAGAACUGCCAAAUCUUGUCAGUCUACUUUCAAAUAAUACUGUUACGCAUAUUAGUACAGCAUAUCCUAGAGCAGCUCAUAUGUUAGAUAACAUGCGUUCUGUAUGGGCAUACAUGAAUGAUCCAAAUCUUCCACGUGUUAAUUCAGCUAGUGGACCAAAAUGGCGUCGAUUAUCUCGCCUACAUUUACAUUCAUUAGCUCAUCAAAUUAUAAUGGUUCGUCGUCAUUCAAAGGGUGGUGCUGUUGCUCGUGAACAAUUGAAAGCACAUCAAAGUUCUGGUAUUCUACCACCGCGUCGUUCUGACAUUGGUUUAGCAUGGCCGUUUACUAGAGCUGCUGUAGCUAAAGCAAGUCUUAUAGCCCAUCGUCAUACAUGCGCUGCAUCUUCCAUUGAUCCGGUAAAAACUCGUUUACUAAUGGAUGACUCGUUUGCUGUCACCGCUGAUCCUAUCACUUGGAAAUCAGUCUUACAAAAUGAUAAUCAAAUUCCUCGUAUCAAAUUCAAUCAUUCUGAACCUGUUGCCUGUUGGACAGAACCUGAACCUCAGAUACAAUCUGAACAUAAUCAGUCAGAUCUAGAGAAUUCGAUUAGAGAACUUCCAUUCGAUACACAAAUUGAAAUUUGUAUCGCUCCUGUUCUUGUUUGCUCACAAGUUAAACAAACAGCUGGUGCUGGAGAUAAUAUUUCAGCCGCAGCGCUUAGAACUCAAAUUGUAUCUCGUUCAUAAAUUUUUGUAGACUUUUAUGUGUAUAUUCUAAUCCAUAUGUUAGAUAAUUGCUAAGAUUAUUUUACUUUUCUUUUAAAUUUUGACCACAAAUAAUAUUUUGUUUAACCUGUUUGAACUUUUGAAUUAAAUUGUUUGUAUAACUCUAUAAGUGGAGUGUGAUAAAUUGCAUUUUGUUCAUUAUCUUGACCUUUUUUUCACUUUUCACAACUAUUUAACCUUUAUUAAAAUUGCAGAGAAAUUAAAUUUCGUAUAAAUCUUAUUAUCAUUUACUUUAAAUGUAUAGUACGACCUAGAGAGAAAAUUGGCUGAGAGUUUUUUAUCUGCUAAUUAACUGACGAAUAUAGUUACAAUUUUCUAGAUUUAAUUUGUACGGAUUUCAUUUGUUUCAAGUUUUACCAAGG